Leptopilina boulardi is the source of this 1110-nucleotide messenger RNA. RefSeq lists its product as uncharacterized. The transcript is spliced from 6 exons. The record is from RefSeq and is a predicted model, not a curated record. Lineage: Eukaryota; Metazoa; Arthropoda; Insecta; Hymenoptera; Figitidae. Bases 1 to 981 code for a protein of 326 amino acids.
AUGUUAACUAAUGUAAAGAAUGAAUCUCUGGAGAUUGCACUAAGGAAACUAAAGUAUAUUGAACUUUCCGAAGUUGAUAGCGACGAAGCUAUCAACUUAGAACGAUCUAAAAAAUCACGCUUUACUCGUUGUAUUAACGAAAAAGGAAGGCAAUCACCUACAAAAGAAUGUUCAAAAAAAGUAGUUAAACAACCGAUACCUAGUUCCUCGAGAGAUUUCCCCCCUUCAGAAGAAUUUCAGAACUCAGAAGAAAACGAAAAUAAUAGCAACAGUGUUGAUGUUGAAAAAACAAACUCACAGGAUUUUCCAUCCCGAAAAGACCAAGGACAAAAAAGAAAAUCAGAUCAGUAUCAUGAUACUGAAGAAGUUUUAAUUGAUGAACAAUUAGAAGGAGGCGGAAUACUUACUGAAAAUGACUCUACCGAUAAUGUGAUAGCUUUGGUGAAAAAAUCUACAAAAUUAAUGUUAGCAAAAAUGAAUAAAAUCGAAAUGGGCAUGAAAAGCAAUGGAAGAAGUGGACAAGAAAAUCGCUACCCCAUUGUUUCAUUUUUGGAUCCAGAUGAUGAUUUAAAAAUGUUUCCAGCAAAAAAUCUGUCUGAGGUUAUGAAAAUUGAAGAAAAACUGUCUUCACAGUCUUUUUUUCAUAAAGUUGUUACUGCUUUGGUAAAUGUGGGACCUUCAUAUUCCUAUAGUAUGACAGUAGUAAAUAUGCUUAAUCAUCUUUUAACUUUUGAAGUCGGAAAAGAAUUCACUUUAAAAGGACAGUCCAAAACAAAAUCUUCGUUUAUUAAGCUUAGGCUCAAGUCCUUAAUCUCUUAUGCAAUGAAGGAUGUUCAUAAAAAUGUUGCACCAUGUGAUAUUGAUGAAUAUAUCGCAAAUUGGUUGACGCAAUGCAAACAUCGAGAAGUUCGUGCGAAAAAUAGAGCCGAAAAGGAAAGAACUUCUGCACAGGAAGCUGUUGUAAAUUUUCCCCAAGAAUAAACUUUAAAUUAUCUUUCUAUUAAACCUUCAAUGUUUUUGAUUCUUAGUUGGCUGUGCUAAUAAGGCAGCCUUGAAAGUCUAACAUUCGUAUAUUGUAAGUAAAAAUGACAUACAUCUAAGUUUUUUCUA